This is a messenger RNA of Thecamonas trahens ATCC 50062, 1557 nucleotides long. RefSeq lists its product as uncharacterized. The transcript is spliced from 2 exons. Bases 1 to 1557 code for a protein of 518 amino acids. NCBI's taxonomy places the organism in Eukaryota, Apusomonadida, Apusomonadidae. The record is from RefSeq and is a predicted model, not a curated record.
AUGGACGGCGAGCGACGACCCACAAGCACAACCGGUGUACCCUGCAAGGACAACGAGGUGGACACUGAGGUCGACAACGCACCCGAGCUGGCAGAGAUAGAGACAGCCACCGGAGCGAGAGCUAACGGCGAAGCAGCCACCGAUGACAAAGUCGACGACGGCGAAGCAGACGAAGCAGACGAGACAAACGAAGCAGACGACGACGACGAAGCCGUUGCUGUUGCUGUUGCUGUUGCUGUUGCUGUUGCUGUUGCUGUUGCUGUUGCGGUUGUGGUUGUGGUUGCUGCUGUUGCUGCUGCUGCUGCUGCCACCCCUGGUGUUGUUGCUGUUGUUGCUCACGCGUUUGCCUCGCUCAUCUCAGGCGGAGUAGCAACCACCCUCGUCGCCCCGCUCACCCUUGUCAAGACUGUCCUCCAGGCCGGUGAGCACGCCCGGCCGCUCUCCGCCGCCUCCAUCGCCGCCGCCAAGGCGCUGCCGGAAGACGCCGCAGCUGCCGCCAUCGACGCCUCGCGCUUUGCCCCGACUCGUGUCCGCGACAUCAUUGCGGCUGUCAUGCAGUCUUCGUCAUCGAGCUCAUCAUCAUCAUCAGCAGCAGCGGCAUCACCAUCGUCGUCGUCGUCGUCGUCGUCGUCGUCGCUAUCGCUACGCAAGGUCUUGCGGCUCUGGCGUGGGCACUCGGCCACCCUUGUCCGGCUGGUCCCGCUGGUGGGGCUGCAGACAGGGCUGGGCUCGUACGCGCUGGCGCGGACGGCAGAUCCUAUCUCGGGCCACGUCAACGGCGAUGAUCAGUGGUUGGCGGCCGCGGGCGCCGCCUUUGCCGCCCGCUGCGUCGCCCAUCCCGUCGACAUGUUCCGCACCCGGAUGAUGGUCGACCCGGUCCGCCACCCCACCCUCCUCUCCGCCCGCCGGGCCGUCAAGAUUGAGGGCGGCCGCUCGACACUCAAUGGCGUCACCACCCUGCUGGUCGACACUCUGCCGUACGCUGCCAUUGCUGCCUACGUCUACGCUGCCAUCAUCGACGCCUUUGACCUCCCCUCGUACGCCACCCUCGGCAUCCACCAUACCAUUGCCGCCUCGUCCGCCGCCACUUUUGCGGCGCAGACAGCCAUGUAUCCCAUUGAGACCAUGCGCCGCAGAUUGCAGGCCCAGGAGAUUCGGCCCAUGCCCGACAUUGCCCUCGACCCGCUCGAGCAGCCCAAGGCCAAGCCAGCAUCGGCCGCCGCCACCACCGGCGCUGUCGAUGCCUCGGCCUCGGCCGCCUCCACCGUCGAGUCUGCCGCGCUUGCGCCCAAGGCCCGCGGCGCUGCCGUCGAGAUCGAGGGCGUCUUUGCCGGCAUUCCGCAGCUCGGCCUCCGUGCCAUCUUCCGCGGUAUUCUCGUCUCCUCGCUCCGGGUCAUCCCGGUCGUCACUGCCGGCGCGCUUACCUACGAGGCCAUCAAGAACGGCUUCCUCUACCACAACGGCUACACCUCGAGUCCGUUUGCCGACACUCCACUGCCCGACGUCGACCAGACCAAGCCGGCCGGCCGCGCCAUCCUGCACCCCCCGUCGCCGUAA